Arthroderma uncinatum is the source of this 834-nucleotide messenger RNA. RefSeq lists its product as uncharacterized. Lineage: Eukaryota; Fungi; Ascomycota; Eurotiomycetes; Onygenales; Arthrodermataceae. Bases 1 to 834 code for a protein of 277 amino acids. The transcript has 3 exons. The record is from RefSeq and is a predicted model, not a curated record.
AUGGAGCAACGCGAGAGGGACGAGGGAGUACGCAGCGGCUACUAUGAGAGCGAGAGCGAUGAGUACGACCGAGGACGAGAACAAGGACGAGAACAUGGACGAGAACAGGGACGACAGCGACAGCGACGGUGCAGCUCGUUCGAUGGCAGGACAUAUCCCUUCCCGAGCCUGGUCGACUCUGGCCUGGCGAUUCCCAGCCCUGAGCACCCGGACAUGGCGACGGCGGUCUCUUCCCUGCCGCCAGAGCUGCGAAAUGCCACCGAGCUGGGCAUCAUGACGCCGGACUCUACGCGGUCGAGCUCGCCGCUGUCUGUGGCCUCGGACCUGGGCAUCGUCGUCUCGCGCCGCCAGACACGGGAGAGCGUCAUGACGACGGCCAGCAUGCAGCCGACAGGGCCCUUUCGAGGCCUCAAGCGCUUCUGGAUGGCCCAUAUCUCCGUCCGCGUCCCUCGCAAGCAGAACCGCGACCACUUCGCCCUUGAGCGAACCUACUUGGCGUACAUGCGGACAUCGCUCACCUUCGCGAUACUGGGCGUCCUCAUCGCGCAGCUCUUCAGUCUCAACCACGCCGUCGUCCACAACCCGCACUUUGGCUUUCACCACAUAGGCAAACCGCUGGCCUGCGUCUGCCACGUCCUCGCCAUCCUGGUCGCCCUGGCCGGAGCCUAUCGGUUCUGGCGGCAGCAGCAUGCCCUCGCGCGAGGCAAGGUGUAUGCCGGCGGCAGGGAGCUGAACUUCAUUGCAUUGGUGUCGGCAGGGAUCAUCCUGGUGAUAUUCGUCCUGGUUAUCAUGAUAAGCGCAAAACGGGACAACGAGGUCGGAUUCGAUUUUUAG